GGGCCAGGCACACAGCGCCAGGGCAGCCCCCGCAAGGCACCAAUGGGCUCCGCUUGCUCAUACAGCAGCGGCCACAGGGGGCCUGCAGCUGCCCCGAGCAGGGCCAGCGAGCAGCAAAGCGGCACAAGGAACCCCCUGAAAACACCCACCCGUGGCAACACAGCCGCACUCAGCCCUCCCACGGCACCGCACACACACCCCCUGCACACCUCUGCCGGCCCCCACACACACCCCCACGGACACACGGACACAGCUCCCCACACCGACCCCAGCGCCGCACCCCCCCACAGCUCCCCAGGGCCUGCCCACGGCCGCACGCAGCUCCCCACGCUCACACCCCCCGCACACACCCGCACGCAGCCCUCUCACAGCCCCAGCGCUGCCCACUCCAACCCUCACGCCCCUCACCCACACAACCGCCGCACAGAGGCUCCCCCACACCCACCCACUCCCACCGCGCAAACCUCCACGCACCCAGCGCACCCCGACAGGCCCCACGGACCCUCCGCACCCCCAACCCCCACAGAGCCCUCCCCAGCUCCAGCACACGGCCCCCAGGCCCCGGGCGUUCCGAUCCCCCCUCAGCCACAGCGCUGCCCUCUCCCCACCUGGCAGCCGGCCCAAAGGCGGCGCAGAGCAGAGGCCGAGGCCGAGGCAGAGCCCAGCGCAGGCUGGCGGCAGCAGCACCAAUGGCGCCCGCGGGCGCCAGGGGCAGCUCCUGGGCGCCGGGGCGGAGCUGCCGAGCUCCUGCGGCUCCCCUUGGCUGCCGCCGCUCCGCUGCGGGCGGCACUUCCUCUCCGGCCCCAGCUCCGCCGCCGCUGCGCUGGGACGCGCCGCGCGCAAGGGCAGGCUCCGCUGCGGGGCUUCUGCUGCAGCGCUCUCUGCCCGCCCAGGCCGCCGGGAGCCUGCCGGGGCCGGCGCUUGGCAGCUGCCUGCGCGCUGAGCUGCGCCUCGGCCUCCUGCUCUGCGCCGCCUUUGUCUGCUCGGGGCGGCAUGUUGGAAGAGUUUGGCAAACCCAGGAGUCACUGAAAUCUCUGCAGUGCUCUCAAGAGACUUGAAUUGGCCUUUAGGCAUUUUUGGCAGUUUGCAGAUUGGCAAUGAUGAGGUUGAAGAGAGAAGAAUAGAAGAGAUCAAAAGGGACUUCAGGACACUGGGGCAGGUGCUGCAAGGAUCCGGGGCACAGGGACUGUGUCCUUCUCUCUCCAUCAGUCCUGCCAUUGUGGUCUGGGAAAGAGCAGAGUUUGCACAUCUGCUCCUUGCAACAGCUCAGCAGGCAACAGCAGUGACCUCUUCCUCCACCAGCAUGGCCUCACAGAACAACUCAGACAAGAGCUGGGAGGAGAAGGAGCACCAAGUGAACAAGAUGGAGCAGCCAAAGUGCAGCCCCAAGAAAGAGGCGGAGGAAGAGAACAACAUAGAGGAUAUUGAUGAGAAUGAUGACUAUGAUGAUGUUGUCUGUAAGGAGGAAGAGGACGAUGAGGAUGCAUAUCACCAAGAUGAUGAAGAGCGGGAGGGGCACUGUCUCAUCCACACCAGAGAGAAGCUGUUCUCCUGUGCUGAGUGUGGCAAGAGCUUCACCUACAGAUCUGCCCUCACCAUCCACCAGCGCUCACACACCGGUGAAAAGCCCUUCACCUGUGCUGACUGUGGCCAGAGCUUCAGCUGCAGAUCUAAUCUCACCACCCACCAGCGCACACACACGGGUGAGAAGCCCUUCACCUGUGCUGACUGCGGCAAGACUUUCAGUCAGAGCUCCAACCUCUCCCGGCACCGCCUCACACACACUGGUGAGAAGGUUUCCUGUCCUGACUGCGGCAAGGCUUUCACCCGCAGCUCCACCCUCAACAACCAUCGCCGGAUCCACAGCAGAGAGAAGCUCUUCCCCUGUACAGAGUGUGGCAAGAUCUUCACCUUGAGCACCGCACUGCUCCGGCACCACCUCAUCCACAGCGGCGAGAGGCCAUACAGCUGCACCGACUGCGGCAAGAGUUUCAGCCACAGUUCCACCUUCACUCUCCACCGCCGUACCCACACUGGUGAGAAGCCUUUUACCUGCGCGGACUGUGGCAAGAGUUUCAUCAAGAAAUCCAAUAUGACCCUCCACCAACGCACACACACUGGUGAGAAGCCAUACGCCUGCAGUGACUGCAGCAAGAGUUUUGCUCACAAGGCCUCUUUCACCAUACAUUGUCGUGUCCACUCUGGUGAGAAGCCCUUCACCUGCAGUGACUGCAGCAAGAGUUUCACUCACAAGUCCUCUCUUAUCGCACACCGUCGUGUCCACACUGGUGAGAAGCUCUACAGCUGUGCUGACUGUGGCAAGAGGUUCAAGAGCAGCUCUCAUCUUACCCAGCACUGCCACAUCCAUGUCGCUGACCAGGCCACAAUGGGGGGCAGUCACAAAUAGACCCAUCCUGGGUCUGUUGGGGUAAUUGGGUCAACCCCAAGUGAGCUUUUCCAGCAGAUGGAACCAAAAUCACCUCUUUUCCACAUGCAUUUCUCAGUGGCUGGGAGCUCCAGGAACAAACAACCUCUGCCUUUCUAAACACCAAUGAGUAGUGAUGAGAAUAAUUACACUGAUGAGUUGACACAGCUGGUGCUGCCACUAGAGCUGUGCUGAGCUUUGUCUGGAUUUAUCUGGUUGUUCUCCAAUGCUUUGGAUCUCCCUGGGUUAAAAAAAAAAACAACUGUCCCAUGCCCAGGUGUGAAUAAUAACCAAAGUUACCCAAAUCCUGUAUUU
Molecule: messenger RNA, 2740 nt
Organism: Pogoniulus pusillus (Red-fronted tinkerbird)
Lineage: Eukaryota; Metazoa; Chordata; Aves; Piciformes; Lybiidae
Product: gastrula zinc finger protein XlCGF17.1-like
Exons: 5
Coding region: 1304-2407 (367 amino acids)
Biological process (GO): regulation of transcription by RNA polymerase II
Molecular function (GO): DNA-binding transcription factor activity, RNA polymerase II-specific; RNA polymerase II cis-regulatory region sequence-specific DNA binding
Source: RefSeq, a predicted model, not a curated record